Oppiella nova is the source of this 1428-nucleotide messenger RNA. The record is from the annotation of a GenBank genome assembly. NCBI's taxonomy places the organism in Eukaryota, Metazoa, Arthropoda, Arachnida, Sarcoptiformes, Oppiidae.
AUGAAACUGAAUGAAGACUUUAUUAAAAUAGAGAGCAAAACACUGAAAACCCAUUUACUCGAUCCCACAGAACUUUAUAUCAAUGAAAACGGCAAUUAUAUAAUCUAUGAGACCAUUGGCUCCUAUUUCAUCUGUGCGAUGGAUAUUAGCCGACCCAACACUUACGGCCUGACGAGUACACACAUACUGCCCAACACUUUGAGGGCGAACUCCAAGCUAUCCAUCGAUUGGAUUCACGACUUAUUCUAUUGGAUCAAAGAUAAGAAGCAAAUACUUGUGUCGGAGUUUGCGAGCCUUCAUCAGCCCAUUGUCUUCGCCAACAAAGUGUUUGACUCGAUCACCACUCUGGCCGUCAAUCCCAUCGAUUCACUGGUCAUUUGGGUUGAGUUCGACAGCGAAUACAACGAGUAUUUACUGCAGAAGACAUCACAAGACGGGUCCAACAGAACACAGAUCUAUAAAUUCAAACUUCUCAUCAAAACUCUUGACUUUGAUUAUCAAUUGAAACGCAUUUAUUAUUUAUCUGCGUUUGAGUUGAGCUCAAUUGCAUACGACGGCACCGGUAGGCGAGUGCUGGUGCCCGAAGCUAAUGCCAUAUUUCAGUUCGAGAUAUUUCGUAACCAUCUCUAUUGGAUUGAAUACUCGGAUAACAAACUAUUCAGAUCUCAUUUGACACAACCCUCGAGUGCUCAUCAAGUAUUCAAUCUUAACAACACAGUCAAUAGGUUUGAGAUCACAGGCCCCGGGCGCCAACCAUUUAAUAUCAACCGAUGUUUUAUGGCUAAUUGUACGGACCUAUGUCUGCCGGUUGAUCACCAGUACUACCGGUGUGUUUGUCAGCAAGCAAUCGGUGGCACUAUACUGAUCACUGGCCUAUUGAUUGGUGCCGUUAUCGCUGCCAUAGUCAUCAGGAUCUACACGAAACCUGAUGGUAAACAAGUUUACGAUAUAUCACCAAACAAUACAGUGGCUACUGAUUGGGAUUCCGUGCGCUUUAAGAAAUCUGAACAAAACAUUUAUUUCGGAAAGUUUUUGGUUAAAGACGAGUACUAUUAAAAUUAUCAUCAAAUCUAUUCAAAUAGCUACCGUGCGAUGGAUAUACAUAUAUGAAGGACCAACACAACUGCAGCCGCUUCUAUAGGUGCGACAUAUCCGGCCGCUCACAGCACUUGGAUUGCUAUCCGGGGUUACUAUUCAAUGAAUACAUCAAUGACUGUGACUUUCCAUAUAAUGUUCCCGAGUGUUCACAAUAUCCAUUCCUCUGCCAAUAUUUCUCUCUGUGUUGGCCUCCAGUUAUCACAUCUCAUGACAACUCAUCCCUUCAUACAAACGCCACUCAAUUAUAAUGAAUUUAUUUCUUUAUUCUUUCCAUUUAUAUCGUACAAACAAUUUUCAUAUCAUUUGUAUUUGUAUUUAUUAUUUAUAUAA